Nakaseomyces glabratus is the source of this 1071-nucleotide messenger RNA. RefSeq names its product 3-deoxy-7-phosphoheptulonate synthase ARO4 (gene ARO4). Gene Ontology annotation, molecular function: 3-deoxy-7-phosphoheptulonate synthase activity. Gene Ontology annotation, biological process: aromatic amino acid biosynthetic process. The record is from RefSeq and is a predicted model, not a curated record. Lineage: Eukaryota; Fungi; Ascomycota; Saccharomycetes; Saccharomycetales; Saccharomycetaceae. Gene Ontology annotation, cellular component: cytoplasm.
AUGUCUGAUGCGAAUGCUAACGAAGACGUGAGAAUCCUGGGCUACGACCCGCUGGUGUCGCCUGCGCUGCUGCAGGUGCAAGUGCCAGCCACAGAGGUGUCUAUCCAGACCGCUAGGCGCGGGAGGAAAGAGUCCAUCGAGAUCAUCACCGGCCGUGACGACCGUGUGCUCGUGAUCGUCGGACCUUGCUCGGUUCACGACCUCGACGCCGCGCAGGAGUACGCGCAGAGGCUGAAGAAGCUGUCCGACGAGCUGCAGAAGGACCUGUGCAUCGUGAUGAGAGCGUACCUGGAGAAACCAAGAACCACGGUCGGCUGGAAAGGGUUGAUCAACGACCCUGACGUCAACAACACCUUCAACAUCAACAAGGGCCUGCAGAGCGCCAGACAGCUGUUCGUGAACUUGACCAACACCGGUGUCCCUAUCGGCUCUGAGAUGCUGGAUACCAUCUCCCCACAGUACCUCGCAGACCUGCUCUCCUUCGGUGCCAUCGGCGCAAGAACCACCGAGUCCCAACUGCACAGAGAACUGGCAUCAGGUCUGUCCUUCCCUAUCGGCUUCAAGAACGGGACCGACGGUACCUUGGGCGUCGCCGUAGACGCCUGCCAGGCCGCAUCCCACUCCCACCACUUCAUGGGUGUCACCAAGCAUGGUGUCGCCGCCAUCACCACCACCAAGGGUAACGAGCACUGCUUCGUCAUCCUGAGAGGUGGUAAGAAAGGUACCAACUACGACGCCAAGUCCGUCGCCGAGGCCAAGAAACAGCUACCGGAGGGCGCAAACGGCCUGAUGAUCGACUACUCCCACGGUAACUCCAACAAGGACUUCAGAAACCAGCCAAAGGUCAACGACGCCGUCUGCGAGCAAAUCGCCAACGGUGAAAAGGCCAUCGUCGGUGUCAUGAUCGAGUCCAACAUCAACGAGGGCAACCAGUGCAUCCCACCAGAAGGUAAGGCCGGCCUAAAGUACGGUGUCUCCAUCACGGAUGCCUGUAUCUCCUGGGAAACCACCGAAGACGUCUUGAGAAAGUUGGCUGCCGCCGUCAGACAAAGAAGAGAACACUACAAAUAA